UUACAGCAUCGCGCGUCAUCAUGUUGCGGGAAACGUAGCGAUUUGAUCAGAUAACCAUUCAAAUUAAGAGUGCCUAGUGCCUACAUAAGAAUUAUUCACCUUCUACGAACGCAUCAUACAUCGUCAAGAAUAACAAAAUCAUCAACAUUAAUUAAAACUUUUCGCCGAAAUAUUGCAAAAUUUGAAGAUGACCAACCUUACGCAAUUUGUUAUCACCUGCAGUAUUUAAUACGUCCACAGUACCUAUUUGAUCGUGUAAAUUGUCAGUUUCAACUGUCGAAUACAUAGUCGUGCAUUAAUUUGUAAGUAGCGUACUAAGUAGUUGCGGAAUCGUGCGCAAUAUUUUUAUUUACUUUUCGAGUAGACGCAUUCUGAAAUUGAUCCGAGUAAUUUUUCUCGUGUGUUCUCAAAGUUGCGAGAGUAAUUUUCCAACACUAUAUUCGAAAUGAAUUUUGCAGCCUCUCCGGACAUUGAGUUUCAGAAAAUUAAGUGUAAAAAGAGGACAGUUCAUAAUGGAUGGAACAUUUUCGAUUUGCCCGAGAGAAGCGAGGACGAUAGCUUUCACGUUCUCGACCUAGCAACUACCAAGGGUUACGGAUACCGCAUGUUUUUUCCAAUCAGUAAACAAGAAAAUGACGGUCUGAAGCUGAAAUUCAAUGUGAAAGCUCACAGCGACGGUCAUAUCUUACUAUCACCCGAACAGUAUCCAAAAGACGAAUCACCAGUUUACGAAAUCGUUUUGGGGGCAGGAGAAAACACGUAUUCGGUAAUCCGCAGGAAAAAAAGGUGCGAAAACAAAGUUAUUACGAACUGCAAACAGUUUUUGGUGUCUCCUGACGAAUGGCGUGAAUUCUGGAUCGAAAUGAAGGGAAAUAAAAUACAAGUAAGAAGAAAAGACAGCGGUGCUUUCAUGGAAUGGGAAGAUCCCGAACCUCUGCCGAUAAAGUAUUACGGUUUUUGUUGUUGGAAUGAUGCCCCAGCUUCGUGGAUUGUAUUACCAUCACAACCAUCACCACCAUCAUUCUGGGCAGAUCUCGAUGUAUCAAGAUCAACCCAUCGUACCACGGGUUAUGGAUACCACAUUUUUUCCCCAAUCAGUAAACAGGAAAAUGACGGCCUGAAGCUGAAAUUCAAUGUGAUAGCUCCCAAGGACGGUUAUAUCUUACUAUCACCCCAACAGUUUCCAAAAGACGAAUCACCAGUUUACGAAAUAGUUUUAGGGGCAGGAGAAAACACGUAUUCGGUAAUCCGCAGAAAAAAAUUGGGCGAAAACAAAGUUGUCACAUAUUCCGCAGAGUCUUUGGUGUCUCCUGACGAAUGGCGUGAAUUCUGGAUCGAAAUGAAAGGAAAUAAAAUACAAGUAGGAAGAAAGGACAGUGGUGCUUUCAUGGAAUGGGAAGAUCCCGAACCUCUGCCGAUAAAGUAUUACAGUUUUAGUUGUUAUGACAAUGCCAUAGCUUCGUGGAUUAUAAUGCCAAUUUUAUUUUAAUACUAGCAUAAUAUUGUAGACUUGUUUCCAUUAUACAAUUCAUUCGAUUGAUUACAUACAAUAAUAUUU
Planococcus citri (citrus mealybug) is the source of this 1558-nucleotide messenger RNA. RefSeq lists its product as uncharacterized. The record is from RefSeq and is a predicted model, not a curated record. The coding region runs from base 446 to 1489 and encodes 347 amino acids. NCBI's taxonomy places the organism in Eukaryota, Metazoa, Arthropoda, Insecta, Hemiptera, Pseudococcidae. The transcript is spliced from 4 exons.